AAAGGCGUUUGCUUCAUUUUCCUUCUCACAAAUUUGCAGGAAAAAAAGGUCAAAUUCUUGGCAAGGAAGAAAGGCGAAAAAGCUGAAUCUCUUUCAGCUAUUGCUACUGUUUAACACAGUAGUCAAAUUCACAGCGCCGCCAUGGGAUAGGGAGCUGGAGACUGGAGGCACUAUCGGGAGAAGUGGAGAACCGGGGAAGAUUUGUUUGUAUGUAUAUGCGCUUAAGUUUCGUAUGUAUAUGUGCGUGUAUAACGAAGAAUUUUCGCGAAUCAUCUCUUAAUUCGAAUUCCAGAGUUCAUUUCCGUUUGGUUUACUGCGAAAAGUAUAGCGAAAUUGUAUAGUUUUGACUCCGAUUCUUUCAGAGUUUCAGAUAUGGCUCCGCCCUAUUUGACAGUUUCUAGGCAGCAACCGCGGCUUCGAACACGAACCCUAACCCUAACCUUCAUUCCGGGUCUACCUAACGAUUUAGCAGCUCUGAUUUUGUUAUUCAUUCCUUACUCCCAUCACUCGCGCUUGAAAUGCGUAUGUAAAUCGUGGAGACUACUUUUCGCAUCCAAAUCCCUAAUCUCUCUACGCUAUAAGCUUCUCCCGCCACUUAGACUCUCCCAUCUGCUCUGUAUAUUCCCGGAAGAUCCUUCGAUUACAUCUCCGUGUCUUUUUGAUCCCCAUAAUCUUGCCUGGUGUUUACUGCCUCCCAUGCCCUGUAAUCCUCAUGGCUAUGGUCUCUGCAAUUUCACCUCCAUUGCUGUUGGGCCUCACUUGUAUAUUCUCGGUGGGUCUCUUUUCGAUACCCGGUCAUUCCCACUUGACAUCCCGUGCCCAUCCUCCUCUGCGUUUAGGUUUGACUUUGCUACUUUGUCGUGGGAGUCUCUGUCACCCAUGAUCACACCCAGGGGUAGCUUUGCUUGUGCUGCAGUCCCUAAUUCUGAUAAGAUUCUGGUUGCCGGGGGUGGUUCUCGGCACACUGUGUUUGGGGCUGCAGGGAGUAAUGUGAGCUCUGUGGAGAUGUAUGAUAUUGGCAAGGAUGAAUGGGUGGCAUUGGAUGGGUUGCCAGGGUUCCGAGCAGGGUGUGUUGGAUUCUUUGUAGGCAAUGGGGAAGAUAGAGAGUUCUGGGUGAUGGGUGGAUAUGGCAAUUCAAGAACCAUCUCAAACGUGCUUCCCGUGGAUCAAUACUACAGGGAUGCUGUAGUAAUGGAAUUGAAGAAUGGUGGAAAGUGGAAGGAGAUUGGGGAUAUGUGGGAAGAAGGAGAGAGGGGAAGGCUUGGGAAGAUUGUUGUUCUUGAGAAUGAGGCGUGGGAUGCUCCUGCUAUAUAUAUGCUCGAGAAAAGUACUAUUUUCAGGUAUCAUAGGACUCCAAACCGCUGGUUGAAAGAAACAAGUUUACCGAAGAAAUCCUCUAAUGACAAGUCAGUCGGUUUUGUUGCAUUGAACGGUGAAUUGCAUGUGAUGACUGCUCUAAAUGGAACCAAUUUGACACAGCGCCAGAGUUCAAGGCAGCAGCAUAAAAGGCCAGCAACACUAUUGACUCAAAUAUAUCAUCCGAAGAAGAAGCUAUGGAGAUCAUUCACUACAAAGUCCCCCUUUCAUCUUCCAUUGGAUUUCAGCACUGCCAUUCUUUGCACAGUUCGUCUGUAGACUUAUGUGGCUUUCAUCAUUGUUAUUAUGUAUAUAUACUUGGAACCAUAUAUGUAAUUCCUGUUUACUAUGUUGCUCCUGAUACUAUAUGUGUAUAUACCAAUAUACCAUAGUGCAUAGCAUGGUGAUAGUAUUGAGCUUCAAGAAA
Molecule: messenger RNA, 1783 nt
Organism: Ipomoea nil (Japanese morning glory)
Lineage: Eukaryota; Viridiplantae; Streptophyta; Magnoliopsida; Solanales; Convolvulaceae
Product: F-box/kelch-repeat protein OR23
Exons: 2
Coding region: 373-1635 (420 amino acids)
Molecular function (GO): protein binding
Source: RefSeq, a predicted model, not a curated record